This is a messenger RNA of Drosophila eugracilis, 1144 nucleotides long. RefSeq names its product achaete-scute complex protein T3 (gene l(1)sc). Gene Ontology annotation, biological process: developmental process; regulation of transcription by RNA polymerase II. The record is from RefSeq and is a predicted model, not a curated record. Gene Ontology annotation, molecular function: protein dimerization activity; DNA-binding transcription factor activity, RNA polymerase II-specific; RNA polymerase II transcription regulatory region sequence-specific DNA binding. The coding region runs from base 62 to 841 and encodes 259 amino acids. The transcript has a single exon. NCBI's taxonomy places the organism in Eukaryota, Metazoa, Arthropoda, Insecta, Diptera, Drosophilidae.
UCCACACAGUCAACAUCUACCAGCAACUAGCACAGCAAGCGCAACUCUCGCAAGGAUUACCAUGACGAGCAUCUGCAGCAACAACUUCCAGCAGCAGCACUAUCAGCUGACCAACGGCAACAUCAUGUUGCUGCAACACCACAACCACCAGCAGCAGCAGCAGCAACACCAGCUGAUCGCCCCCAAGAUGCCUCUGGGCACCAGCCAACUGCAGAACAUGCAGCAGAACCAUCAGUCCAACGUUGGACCCAUGAUGUCCUCCCAGAAGAAGAAGUUCAACUACAACAACAUGCCCUACGGCGAGCAAUUGCCAUCGGUGGCCAGGCGGAAUGCCCGGGAGCGCAACCGUGUCAAGCAGGUGAACAACGGAUUCGUCAAUCUACGCCAGCAUCUGCCGCAGACGGUGAUCAACUCGCUGUCGAACGGAGGACGUGGUGCCAGCAAGAAGCUGUCCAAGGUGGACACCCUGCGAAUUGCCGUCGAGUAUAUUCGCGGACUGCAGGACAUGCUGGACGAUGGCACUGGCUCAUCCCGUCACAUUUACAACUCCGCCGACGAAAGCAGCAACGAUGGCAGCAGCUACAACGACUACAACGACAGCUUGGACAGUCCCCAGCAGUUCCUACUGGGCGCCACUCAGCUGAACUCCGCCCAAGCCCACUCUUACCACUCCGCCUCGCCCACGCCCUCGUACUCCGGAUCCGAGAUCUCCGGCAACGGCUAUGUCAAGCAGGAGCUGCCCGAGCAGGACCUUAAGUUCGAGUCUUUCGACAGCUUCAGCGACGAGCAGCCCGACGACGAGGAGCUCCUCGACUACAUCUCAUCCUGGCAGGAGCAGUGAGUGGAUCUCACCGAAAGUUCCCAACAAAACAAACCAAAACACAAAACACAAAACACAAACCACAACAACUUGUACAAAUUGUAAAUACCUCAAACUGUUGCCUUAGUGAGUGAGAAACCAAGUCCCAGAUUCUACACUAGCUCCUAGGUUACCAACCGACCCAAUCUUUUUUUUUUUUGACACUAGCCUAAGUUAAUGGAAGACAAUGAUAUAAAACCUAUUUUUUUCAUAGUUCUAAGUUUGUUAUAAGCAUGGAAGACACUAAACUAACUAGUUCUAAGGCCAAAAUAAAACCAAACAAAC